GCAUUAACACCUACAAAGCUGUGCCGGGGCGUGUGUGCCCGCACUAUGAAGGGCGGGAGAGCCUGAAGCGCUGCGGAUAAAUUGUGGGCACGGGGUAGGCAGCCCACGGCGAGGGCAUCGCUGUGGCGGCGCGCUGCCGAGAUGUUUGGGACCAGUCUGAAGCGAGUGGGGUCGGCCGACAGGCUGGCCCAGGCUUCGACCGCGCUGCCGCCUGCCGCCGGCGCCAGCCACGCCGCCAGCCACCGCCACCAGCGCCGCCUGGCGCUGCGCUUCCGGGGCUGCCGCCUGGGCCUGCCAGUGCCCAGCGAGAUGUGGGGCGCGGCUGCCCUGGCGGCUCGCAUGGCGCGGCCCUCGUGCAUCCAGCCCCAGCAGCUGCACCGCGCCGCCAGCGCAGUGCUUGCCCAGGCCUUCUCCGCCGCUGCAGUGCCGCCGCCGUCGGGCCCCGUGUCCGAGGAUAACCCCAAGGCUCUGGCCGAGGCGCUGGAGUGGCAGCCGCGGCUGAGUGCGGCGGAGGAGGCAGCCAGCCUGCUGGGCCCUGCCGCCAUCUGCGCAGCUGUGUACGCCGCCACGGCGCCUGCCUCGGUGCAGCCUCUGUACGCCACAGCCAUGGCUCUUUUGUAUGGGGCACUGGUCUUGGGGACCCACAUGUGGCUGGUGGAGAGGCGGUACAAGGCUGUGCAGCGCAGCGAGCGCGAGCUGGCUGCCUCAGACUCCUGCUUCUUUAUGGCUGAGGGGAUCCAGCUGCACUACAAGCGCCGAGCACCGCUGGGCCUGUCCCGGCCAGCCGGCAUUGGCGGCAGAGGCAACGGCAGCAUGCUCGGAUCCCAGCAGCAGCAGCAGCAAGCGGCUGCCGCCUCAGCACCGGCAGCCGUGGUGCACUGCCUGCACGGCUUUGGCGCAUCCAGCUACAGGCAAGGGGAGGUUGCCGUGGCAGGCUGGAGCUUUGUGCAGCAGGAGAUGGCCGACGCUCUGCACGCUGUGGUCACCGCUCACGACAUGCCCGGCUUUGGCCUGAGCCAGCGGCCCCGCUCCCCAAGCUACUACACCCUCCACUUCAAUGGCGACACCGCCCUCAGCAUCCUAGACGCGGAGCUGAGCGCCGCGCAGCAGGCGGCUGCUGUGUCGCACUCCGCAGCCAGCACCACGUCCAGCAGCCCUGCCGCUGCCCUUCCCCCGCAGCAGAAGGAGCAGCUGCGCUCGCACCCCGUACAGAAGAGCGCCAGUGCCGGCAGUGUGGACAGCACCGGCAGUGCAGACGACUGCACCGGCGACUCCUUUGCUGCCGGGGGCCCCAGCCCUGCCGCGCCAUCUGCCGCAUGGCCCAAGCGCGUGCUCAUCGGGCACAGCAUGGGCGGGGCCGCGGCGGCAGAGGGCGUGAUCAGCUGCUCAGAGGGAGUUGAUGCCCUGGUGCUGGUGGCUCCUGCCAUUGUCGCCUUCUGGCUGGGGCCUCCCGAGGAGGCUGCUGGCGACCCGAUGGCCACAGCGAGAAGCACUGACCACGGCCUGCUGCCGGGACUGAGGCCGCUUGGAACAUGCGGUGCAGGCUUGGCGGUGGUGGAAGAGCUUGUGGCUGCGGAGGAUGCUCCGGGGGAGAUCCAGCGCUGGCCCUCCUCCUCCUCCUCCUCCAGCAGCCCGCUGCUGAGCCGCAGCGACAGUGCCAGCAGCACCAGCGGCGCCACCGGCGGUCGCCGCCGCAAGCUCGGCGUGGCGGGCCGUGCCCAGCGGGUGGUGCGGGCGGCGGCGGUCGUGGCGAAAGCCACGCUGCUGCUGCUGGUGCGCCUGCUGCUGGCGGUGGCCACGCCGCUCCUGGUGGUGCUGCUGCGCCGCCUGGUGCGCUCGCGCAGGUUCUGGGAGCGCGGCCUGGCAUCUGCCUGGUAUGAUGGCCGCAAGGUGACCAGCUCCUAUGUGGAUGCAUACCGUAGCGGGCAGCUGGUGCGGGGCUGGGAAGAGGGCAUCCUGCGCUUCCUGGCGGCGCGGUUUGACGAGAAGGCCGGCUUCUGGGGCUCGCUGCGCGAGGCGGUGCAGGGCGAGGGCCACCUGACGCAGGCGGAGCGGCUGGCGGCGGUGGUGCGCCGCUGCGGCAUCCGCGUGCUCAUCGUGCACGGCAGCAGCGACGUGCUGGUGCCUGCCGCCAACUCGCGCCGCCUGGCCGCUCUGCUGCCCAACGCUGAGCUGGCUGUGUUCGAGGGGUGUGGGCACAUGCCGCAGGAAGAGUGCCCCGAGCGCUUUGUGGAGACGGUCCAGCGCUUUGUUGAUUCCCUGGACUAGCGUGGUGGGCGGCUGAGCCUGGCAGCAGCCCUGCACCUGCCUGCCACAUCUUGGACAGGCCUGCCUAGGGCCAAUGGCUGGCCCCUGUGCAGCCCCCCUUGCCUAUGAGAAUGGGGCAAAGCGCUUCCCCUCUCAUAUUUACCAUAGCGAUGUACAGGUGCAUAAACCAUUGUAGAGCCUUGCAAUACCUUUUCGCCUUCUAGCGCCCCUUCUGUGUCUCUUUCUCUUCUAGCUUACGUUCAAUGCAUCCCUCUCCGGUUACCCAUCUUUCUGCUCGUCUGCAUGCCCAUUAAUGUCCUUAUACGUAUAUUGCUUCCUAGCGACCUGUGUGCUCAUUUGGUUCUGCUUCCCGAUGCCCUGAUUUGCAUGCCGCCCCGGCGGCCUGGGCCGCCAGCGCUUUUUGGUGCCCGCCCACUGAUGCGGGUGUUUUUCGAGCGCUGCGCGACAAUUUUGCAGGCCCGGGGGUAGCUGCCGUUUUGUGGAGCGUUUCAAGCAUUCAAUUCUAUUUUCACUGCAAAGCACCAACUGACA
Messenger RNA from Chlorella variabilis, 2799 nucleotides. RefSeq lists its product as hypothetical. The transcript is spliced from 10 exons. The coding region runs from base 142 to 2268 and encodes 708 amino acids. Lineage: Eukaryota; Viridiplantae; Chlorophyta; Trebouxiophyceae; Chlorellales; Chlorellaceae. The record is from RefSeq and is a predicted model, not a curated record.